AUGAGACAAAGCACAUCGACGAGUACAGUAAUCUUCGUGACACUCAUUUUAAUUCUCAGGAUAUGUGACGGUGAGAACGAUCCUUCCGUCCCUACUGUAAUCCCGUUCAUCCCUUUUCAGCCCAAAACAUUGAUGUCUCACAAGAACGCAUCCCCGAGCAACUUCGCUACUUUGAGCCCUCAACUUCCGGCCCGAGCACCGAAGAAGAGUUCAUUCCCCUUUCGCCUGUCAGACGUGCUCGGCGAGCAGCUCCGAUUCCGAAGAGAAGUGUGGCGUCGGAGGAAUCAGACGAGGAGACGGAUCCGGCAACUGUGACGGUGCCGCCAGACGUGGAUGUGGAGAAGGAUUCGGUGAGAACGAAGAGCAUGAAAGCAUGGAGAUCCUUCGGUGGCCUCGAGAAAUAAACGUUCUCCUCUCGUUUUCUGUGUUCGUUGCUUCUUGUGUUUCUUUCUUUUCCUGCAUGCUCCUUCCAUAAAUUGCAUCCCUUCUUUCCGCAUGAUGUCUUCCGAAGACGAGACAAUAAUUGAGAGGGUCUUUCAUUUUAGGUGGAUCAUCAAUAUUAUCAAGCGGAAACGUAUGUUGGAGACGAGGAGAAACUGAAAAAGUAUUGGGUAAACGUGGAGCAAUUUAUGAAGAAGCCGAAGACGGUCGGAAACACGAGUCAUCCACUUCUGAGCCAGAGUUACAGAAGAGCAGUGGUCAGUCGGCUCUUGCUCAAUUCUCUUCAGAACCACUAACUUUUAGGGUGCUCGCCUCCAGUUCAAAUUCCCGUUCUACGGCCACAAAAUGGCCAACCUGACGAUCGCAACGGGCGGUUUCAUUUACAUCGGAGAUCACACGCACAACUGGCUGGCCGCCACGCAGUACAUUGCUCCGUUGAUGGCCAACUUCCACACUUAUUUGAAUGUGAGUUUUGAUCAAAUGGGACAAUUUCCUUUUAAAAAUCCUGUUCAGAAUUCAAAUAUCGUUUACGCGGAUGACGGAGAAUCGUUCGUUGUUGAGUGGAGGAAUGUGCAAUUGAAAGAGGACAAGGAGAAGAGUGAGUUAGGGGAAUCCAGCAGAAAAUGACCGAAAGAAUCAUUCCAGAUGCGUUCACUUUCCAAGCAAUCCUUCACAAAAAUGGAGACAUCGUGUUCAUCUACAGAGACGUUCCUUAUGACAUCUCCAACAUUUCCGACGCGAACCACCCAGUCAAGUUGGGAAUCUCCGACGCCUACAUGUUCAAACACAAUCUUCACCAGUCGACGGCGCCGAAAAGGGUCAUCUACGAGUACCAUCGCAUCGAGCUGGCCGCCAAGAAGAUCGUCUCCAACACGGUCGUAAUUCUGAAGGCGCAACCAAGUGAGUUUUGUUUUGGAGCACGUCUCCCAACCAUUAUCCUUACUCCAGCCUGCAUCUCCUUCGACACUUGUCACUCUUGUACGAAUGCCUCAAUCCCCCACUUCAAUUGUCUGUGGUGUCACGCCAAAAAGACGCACGGCGGUCCGUUCUGCACGGACGAGGCCGGCCUUCAUCGCCGCCGUCAACAGUGGUUCGAGGGAAACUGCUAUCAACGCAGCAAGGCAUUGUACUGUGAUACUACGGAUGAUGAGGAUGAGACGUACGACGAGGAGGACUAUGCUCCGGUGAGACAAAAGCCGCUACCGGAGAGAUCGGAGAAGACGGUGCUUCCGUUGGAUACGGACAAGCAGAAAACGUCGGACAAGUCGACGGAAUCCGGAGAGAACGAAGCGCUGAAGAAGAGGAAGAAGGAGGAAGCGGGCGGCGGAACUGCCACGUUGACGCUCAUCGUUCUUUUGUUAGUCUGCUUCGUCGCCUGGCUGGCGUACGCUUACUACAACCCACACACCACAAGCGGCCAAUUACUAAUCAGGGUAAGAAGCGAGCGACCGUAACCCUCGCCCCAAUAGUCGUCUUUUCAGUACCGCCCAUCUCGCUGGCACGUGCCUAGCAGUCACGUCCGAUACAGUGCCUCCGUUCACAUGUAA
Caenorhabditis sp. 36 PRJEB53466 is the source of this 1988-nucleotide messenger RNA. Lineage: Eukaryota; Metazoa; Nematoda; Chromadorea; Rhabditida; Rhabditidae. The record is from the annotation of a GenBank genome assembly.